Messenger RNA from Linum tenue, 2101 nucleotides. The record is from the annotation of a GenBank genome assembly. NCBI's taxonomy places the organism in Eukaryota, Viridiplantae, Streptophyta, Magnoliopsida, Malpighiales, Linaceae.
GAGAAAACCAGAAACAAGCACCGCGCGCCGGCACUCUCUCAGUUUGAGCUUUUACCUGCCUACCUCCUUCCCUCCACCGUAUACCUCUUGGUUCCGCCUCCGCCUCCGCCUCCACAAAGGGGGUUGACUGCCGCAGACUCGUACGACCGAACCAGCAGCGAAACUAAUUUACACCAUGGCGCUUCGUUUCGAGGUUCUGGCAAGGUUUAAUCGUGCUCGUGCAGCUCGAAUGACGCUCCCUCAUUUUCUAUGUGAGACACCAUUGUUUAUGCCUGUAGGAACACAAGGGACAAUUAAAGGUUUGACAACUAGCCAGCUUGAGGAGAUUGGCUGUCAAAUAAUCCUUGGGAACACAUAUCAUUUGGCGCUACGUCCAACCUCUGAGCUAAUAGAUGAAUUAGGUGGCCUUCAUAAAUUUAUGAAUUGGUCUAGAGCACUGCUUACUGAUUCUGGUGGCUUCCAAAUGGUGUCGCUGCUGCAUUUAGCUGAUAUAACCGAAAAUGGAGUGACAUUCCAGUCUCCAGUGGAUGGAAACCCCAUGCUCUUAACUCCUGAGGAGUCCAUUCAAAUCCAAAACAGAAUUGGUGCAGAUAUCAUUAUGGCUCUCGAUGAUGUAGUAAAAACCACUACCACUGGUCCAAGGAUUGAGGAGGCUAUGUAUCGCACAAUUCGAUGGAUAGACAGGUGCAUUGCAGCUCACCAGAGACCAGGCGAACAAAACUUGUUUGCCAUUGUUCAAGGUGGUCUGGAUCCUGUGUUAAGGGAUAUAUGUGUUAAAGCUUUGACUGAACGAAAUUUACCUGGCUAUGCCAUUGGAGGCCUUGCUGGCGGGGAAGACAAAGAUUCAUUUUGGCGUGUUGUUGCUCAGUGCACUGCUGCAUUGCCUGAAGAUAAACCCCGAUAUGUGAUGGGUGUUGGUUAUCCACUGGAUAUAGUGGUUUGCAGUGCUCUAGGGGCAGACAUGUAUGAUUGCGUGUAUCCCACUCGUACAGCUCGUUUUGGCACUGCUCUUGUACCAGAGGGAGUGCUCAAGCUUAAACACAAAGCAAUGGCAGAAGAUAUUCGUCCCAUUGAUCCCACUUGUGCUUGCAUGGUCUGCAGAACCUAUUCACGGGCGUACAUCCAUGCCCUUGUCACAAAAGAUGCCAUGGGAUCACAACUUCUGUCAUAUCACAAUCUGUAUUACAUGCUGCAGCUGAGUAGAGACCUACACAAUUCAAUCAUACAAGGAAGAUUUCCAGAGUUCGUCUGCGACUUCCUGAAGAAAAUGUUUCCUAAAGGCGAUGUCCCCAAGUGGGUCUGUAAUGCCAUGGAGGUUGCAGGAAUUGAUAUUGCAGCUUGUUUGCCACCAUCCUCGUCCAGAGGUUGUGGUGCCUGAUGCGUCUCGGUUUGGUUUGUUGAUUCGUGGUUGGUUAGAAAAGGAUUCUUGAUUUUGUAGGUUCAUGGGUUGAUUCGAAAGGGAUUCAAGUGCGAAUUAGAAUCCCGUAAGAAUGUUAUCCCUUCAAGCGGAUCUAGUGUAGACAGGUUAUAGUAACAAAACACCAAAGGAAAGCAAGCGCCUGCAAUUUUCCCAGAGCAAGUGCAGGAUUUUUAACUCAAGGUGGCCUGAGAGAUUCUCAAGAAAGAAACCCUUAGCAGCAUAGUUUUGCCUCCAUAUGCUGUUAGACUCAUUGUGUACCAUUACCAUCCGUUCGCUAAUCCAAUUUUGCAUGUCCCCUGUAUUGCUCGAAAUCGAAACACAAGUUAGUUAACAGCACACAAGUCUCUUUUUUUUUUGUUACUAAUCGCAGGUUACUUGGGCUUUGUUUCAUGGACAUGCUUUCAAUGUCAGAAGAAAGCGGCGUCUAUUCUACUUAUCAAGCUGAUUCGCUAACUGUCCGUCGCUCACUCAUCUGUAAAACCGCUGCCGGGAACAGGUAGUAGACGGAGCUCGGUUCUCCGAAUUUGGCUGACGGGUGCUUACUGCUUACAGCCAUUUGUGUGAGCAUGUGAUUACACCAUUAAAUAAUUGUGCGUUUGUUCCUUGCAUGUUGUGUGAUAUUUUAAUUUGUUUAAUUGAAAACAACAAAGAAAAUGAAAGAGAAAAUAACUGUUACUUGGU